AUGGCUCCAAUGCAAGAAUCUAAAGGAAAAUGGGAUGAUAUCCCUAACCCAUGUUUAAUGGUCUGUGCUGAUAGAACCGUUAAAAUGAGUGAAGCUCCAAUUCAACCUUUAAAACCUAAUCAAGUUAGAUUACAAGUUAAAUGUACCGGUAUUUGUGGAUCUGAUAUCCAUUUAUGGAAAAAGGGAGGUAUUGGUGAAUUAGUUGUUACUGAAGAUUUAAUUAUUGGACACGAAGCUUCAGGUCAAAUCUUAGAAGUUGGUUCUCAAGUUAGAAAAAAUGUUAAAGUUGGUGAUAGAGUUGCUAUUGAACCUCAAGUUCCUUGUAUGGACUGUUACUUAUGUAUGAAUGGUAACUAUAAUUUAUGUCAAAAUGUUGAUUUCUUAGGUAUGCCACCAACUGCUGGUUCGAUUCAAAGAUUUUUAAACAUUGACGCUAAAUUUGUUCAUAUCUUACCAGAAAAUGUUAGUUAUGAAGAAGGAGCUUUAGCUGAAGUUUUAUCUGUCGGUUAUCAUGGUAUUGAAAAAGCCGAUGGGUUACCUUUAGGUAAGCCAUGUAUGAUCGCUGGAUGUGGUCCAAUUGGUUUAGGAACUUUGCUUUUAGCUGACAUUGCUGGUGCUUAUCCGAUCGUCGUUACUGAUGUUAAUCAAGAACGUUUGGACUAUGCUAAAAAAUUGGUUCCAGGUAUUUUCACCUAUAAAAUUGAAUCUAACUUAACCACUCACGAAAAUGCUGCUGCUAUUAGAAAAGUGUUUGGUGAAACUGAAUAUGAAAUGCCUCCAACCGUUUUAGAAUGUACUGGUGUUGCUUCUUCUAUUAACACUUGUGGUUACGUUGUCAGAAGAAAUGGUAAAUUAGUCAUUGUUGGUGUUUCUUCAUCUAAUGAAAUCGAUGGAUUCCCCUUCAUGCCAUUAUCUUUUGGUGAAGUGGAUGUUAAAUUUGUUAAUCGUUACCAUGAUUCAUGGCCACCAAUCAUUAAUUUGAUUCAAAGUGGUAAAUUGAAGAAAAUUAAUGAAUUUAUCACUCAUUCUGUGAAAUUAGAAGAUGCUAUCAAAGCACCAGAAAUCGUUUUCGAUCCAAAAAUUCCAAGUAUGAAAGUAUUCGUCAAAGACGAAUUAGAUUUAUUAAAUUAA
Molecule: messenger RNA, 1131 nt
Organism: Yamadazyma jaroonii
Lineage: Eukaryota; Fungi; Ascomycota; Pichiomycetes; Serinales; Debaryomycetaceae
Source: the annotation of a GenBank genome assembly